AAACCCACAAGUACAUACACUACACCACAGAAUCAAACAAAACAAAACCCCUUCCCUUCCACAUACACUCUUCUCCAAUCUCACCCCAAAAAAACUUGCAACAAACCAAAAACCAUGCUUGAUGAAUCAGUCUCAUCCACCCCAACAUUCUUGGGCAGCCUGUACAGCUGGUUCACCCCCACUGUCUUCUUCCUCCUCCUCCAACUAGUCAUUGGCACCAUUUUCAUCAUCUCAAACCUUGCCAACACCCACAAACACCAACAACAAGAACCACAACAAGCACAUGACUUUCCACACCACCAUCUUCCCAGAUCCCCUUCCAUGCUCCAAAGACUCAAAUCCAUCAACUUUUACCCUUCUUCCCCUUUCAGAUCCCAAGACCUUCAAAACCCUCAUUUUCACAACGCUCAUGAAAAUGAACAACCUCAACUUGCUAGAUCUCCCUCCGUUCUCCAGAGACUCAAAUCCAUCAACCUCUACAGUUACUUCCCUACCGAACCCUUCACUUCCAAACUCACACCCGACCAGCACGUGCCGGAGAAACCGUACGUGCGAGAACAAAACCAACCGCAACAAGUGGUGGAAACGGACGAGGAAAAAGAAGAGGGUUAUGAUGACUAUGUUGUCGAAGAUGACAACAACAUCAUUAUGAGCACGCACAAUUACAAUUAUAACCUCGGAGUCUCCGAAGAGGGUGGUGCUGGUUCUUCCUCGCUGGACGAGAUUUACUGCAAGCUGCAGCAGCAGGGGCAAGAGGGUCAUUUCGAGCGGACGCACUCCGACACGAAGCCGGCGUCCGGGGAGGUUCCGGUGAAGCUUCCGAGGAAGAUGAAGAAGUCGGCGAGCAGCAAGUCGGCGUUCUCGCACUUCAAGGAGGACGACAUCGUGGAGACUCGCCGGCCGGCCACCGUGAGGGAGGCCAAGGUAACCGGCGGCGCCGCCGAGGACGACGCCGAGGUGGACGCCAAGGCCGACGACUUCAUCAACAAGUUCAAGCAACAGCUGAAGCUCCAGAGGCUGGAUUCCAUCAUCAGGUACAAGGAAAUGAUUGGCAGAGGGUCUGCUAAGUAAGUACUAGUUAUUAACAAUUAUUAUUAUUAUCAUAAUACUAUUUUUGUUUUACUAUGUUAUUGAUAACAAUUAUCUACUAGUUUUAUGGAUGAGUAAUCUAAUUUUCAUUGGAUAACUUAAUUGGUCACGUCUAGCAGGAUUAUCCGUUUAUUACAUUUUAGUGUAAUAUUUUAUUUUUUUGUUAGUUUUUAAUUAGGUUUUUUUGUUUCUUUUUUUGUAAAAUUAGUGAGCUUUUUUGGGGGGUUGGUUAUGUGAAGUAGGGUGCUGAGUGUGGCUUGUUCAUUUUCAGCCACUACUUGUGGGAUGUUGGGAAUUAGUUGUAAGUUGUUGCUUUAUGUUGAUGACUCCUUAGUCCUUAUUGUUUCUAUUUCUAUAUAACAUAAUAUAUUCUUGCUCCA
Glycine soja is the source of this 1469-nucleotide messenger RNA. RefSeq names its product pathogen-associated molecular patterns-induced protein A70-like. The transcript has a single exon. The coding region runs from base 115 to 1071 and encodes 318 amino acids. Lineage: Eukaryota; Viridiplantae; Streptophyta; Magnoliopsida; Fabales; Fabaceae. The record is from RefSeq and is a predicted model, not a curated record.